AUUCAUCCAACUCCGUCUUAUCUUGCAUUUAGAAUCUAUAAAAUAAACUAUAUCUUUAUUCCACAAGUCCCCGUACAAGUGGUUAUGAAGGCUGAACUCUCUAUGGUGGAGAAAAGAAUACUGAUCUUCAUUGGGCCUCAAGACGUCGACCUCUGAAAUGUUUACAAAUUAAAAAACAAAAUCACAUGAAAAUACUAUGGAAAGUGUAGUAAAACUUUUUAGUUCAUUUUUUUAUUGGCUUUAUCCAAAAUAUGGUUUUAAGGCAAGGCUUGGAAGAAGAAUCAUAUGAAACAUUUUAUGUUGAUAAUGAGAGUGGGUUCCUCUCGAUACUGUACAGCAUCGGGAGCAAGCCGUUGCAGAUAUGGGACAAAAAGGUGAGGAACGGCCACAUAAAAAGGAUCACGGACAACGACAUACAGUCCCUCGUACUGGAGAUAGUCGGCACCAACGUGAGCACCGCCUUCCUCACGUGCCCAGCAGACCCGAGGAAGACUUUGGGAAUUAAGCUCCCGUUCCUAGUCAUGAUCAUCAAGAACCUAAAAAAAUACUUCACAUUCGAAGUCCAGGUUUUAGAUGAUAAAAAUGUAAGGAGGCGAUUCAGAGCGAGUAAUUAUCAAUCGACGACGAGAGUGAAGCCGUUUAUUUGCACGAUGCCGAUGAGGCUGGACGACGGUUGGAACCAGAUCCAGUUCAAUCUUGCCGACUUCACAAGACGAGCCUACGGUACAAAUUAUGUCGAGACACUCAGAGUACAAAUUCACGCAAACUGUCGGAUAAGACGGGUCUAUUUCUCGGACAGGCUUUACGCCGAGGACGAACUACCAGCUGAAUUUAAACUCUUCCUGCCUAUACAGAACAAAACGAAGUAAAGUUUUGACCUUUUGACAUACCAAGCACAAAAAUGCCUUAAAGACUUUGCCUGUUUUGUGAUAUUUUUACCAAACUGUAUUUUUUUCUCUCUCUCUCUUUCUCUGAUUUUAAUUUGAAAUUUUUUUAAU
Molecule: messenger RNA, 998 nt
Organism: Cimex lectularius (bed bug)
Lineage: Eukaryota; Metazoa; Arthropoda; Insecta; Hemiptera; Cimicidae
Gene: Bug22
Product: cilia- and flagella-associated protein 20
Exons: 4
Coding region: 252-869 (205 amino acids)
Biological process (GO): cilium assembly; positive regulation of cell motility; regulation of cilium beat frequency involved in ciliary motility
Cellular component (GO): motile cilium; ciliary basal body
Source: RefSeq, a predicted model, not a curated record